Molecule: messenger RNA, 1188 nt
Organism: Dichomitus squalens LYAD-421 SS1
Lineage: Eukaryota; Fungi; Basidiomycota; Agaricomycetes; Polyporales; Polyporaceae
Exons: 6
Coding region: 1-1188 (395 amino acids)
Source: RefSeq, a predicted model, not a curated record
AUGAGAAUCGAGUAUCAACCUCAGGACCAGACGCAUGAAUCUUACCAGAUGAUGGGGCCUGUGGCGGACAGGGAUCCUGAAGGCAACGGGCACGUGAGCCAAGACUGGUGCUGGAUGGGCUCACCUCACGACCACCGGACACGUCAAUCGUUCUUCACCCCUUCUUCGUCCCUCUCACGUCUCCGGAUUCACAGAAUCUUUCACAUGGACGAUCUGUACCAGUGGUUUGGUAUGGAUCGUGGUGAGUCUCCCAGCAUCAACCCAUCUGUGAACUCCGAGUCGUCCACAGGAGGGCUCCCUUCCACUCCUGAAAAUUUAUUCAGCACACCUGGACUUCACACCGCGGGGAUCAAUCCUAUCGACUCCACGGAAAACUAUGUACCAAAUGGAACUCCGGAACCAGAGAACUCCCUUCGAGCGACGACAGCCAACCCAAUCAUGGUUGUGCGGCCAACAUCGAAGCAUGGCCGCGAUGUAGAUCCCUUUGAAGAUGAUAUGGGACCACGGAACUUACUACCAGGGCAGCUAUUACGAGCUGUCGCCGCCGAGAACUGCCUCGCUGCCAGUCUCAGUGUUGCCCAGACUCAGGAGGUGCUGAGUUUCUGUGAGCUACCUGUAGGCCACAUGCUAGUCAAUCUCAAGAUCCAUCUGCUCCGCAACGAAAACGACUUGCUCAGAAGAUAUUUUCGGCUCUAUCACCGGCACCCUGAUUUCGUGACACGGCUUCGCAGUCUCCUUGCUGCAGUCAUCUUCGCACACAACACGCCUGCAUACUUGAGCAACAUCACGAACUCUAUCGCGGAACAUAUUGAGCACCAUUUGGACAUAAUCGCACUCACCCCCCAAUCCCGGGACGAUCCAGCUGACUGGGCGAUUGUCAAGAGCGCCAUUGCCACCGAGACCACAGAGAUGCGGUCGGCGUUGAAGACAAAGCUUGACAUCUCCAUCAUGAAUAACGACGAUAUCUACGCCCUGACGACAAAGGCCCUCAUGUAUGACAUGCGCCCUAAGGAGGAGCAUUGGGCUCGAUUUGCGUUUCUGCGUCAUUGUGCCCAUGAGCAUAAGGCUAGCGGCAAGAAUGGGAAGAUGUUCUGGCCGUACGUCGACGGGCAAUUGGUUAAUAUCCGGAAGAAGCUCAAGCAAGUCAACGCACCUGAACGCAAGGAGGCCGAAACUAAGUACGUAUAG